AGUUUUCCGAUCCUGGCUGACAUGAGGACUCGCUGUGUCUCAGGACUGAGGGGACCAUGGAACAAAGUGGCAGCGUUGGGGCUUGGAGUAACACUCUCUGCCAUUCCUAUUGCACAGAAACAUGACCCGAGCCUGCUUAGCAACGAAGCCUUGAUCCGGCGAGCGGUCUCUUUGGUAACUGACAGCACCGGGACGUUGCUCUCCCAAACGACGUACGCGCUAAUCGAUGCUCUCACGGAGUACACAACGGCGGUGUACGCGCUGGUGUCACUGUACCAGAAAUACACGCAGCUCCUUGGGAAAAUGAACUCCAAAGAGGAGGAUGCUGUCUGGCAGGUGAUCAUUGGUGCUCGAGUCGAGGUGACGACAAAGCAGCAAGCGUACCUGAAGCUCGAGUCCAGGUGGAGAACAGCCUUGCGCCUUUCUGAGAUGGCGGCAGAGGCAGCGUACCAGUCAGGAGCUGAUCAAGCCUUGGUUUCAGCACAAAACCAUAUUCAGCUGGUGAAGAGCCAGGUGCACGAGAUACGGCAGCUGUCGCAGAAGGCAGAGACCAAGCUGGCUGAAGCUCAGACCGAAGAACUCCUGAAACUGAAAGAAGAGGACCCUUUGCUGCCUGCUGGUCAACAGGCCAGCAGUGAGGAGGCUGAAGAAGCUUACCUUCGCGAAGACUAAAGCCUGUUGAUUGG
Molecule: messenger RNA, 686 nt
Organism: Euleptes europaea (tarantolino)
Lineage: Eukaryota; Metazoa; Chordata; Lepidosauria; Squamata; Sphaerodactylidae
Gene: DIABLO
Product: diablo IAP-binding mitochondrial protein
Exons: 5
Coding region: 22-672 (216 amino acids)
Biological process (GO): intrinsic apoptotic signaling pathway in response to oxidative stress; neuron apoptotic process
Cellular component (GO): mitochondrion
Source: RefSeq, a predicted model, not a curated record